AUAAAUAGUAUAUAAACAUGCUUUAAAAUUUUAAAAUUAAAAAAAAACUGUUUUAACAUGAAUACCUUUACCGACAGUUCAACCCCAACGGCCAGAACCAUACUGUUUGCGGGGGAGAUUUUGGUAUGCACAUCAAUGGUAGCUGGAAUAACCAUACUCUUAUACUUUUUACUAGCACGACGUCCACGCGCUAUUCAUUUGGUGACGGCCAACAUCUCCUCAUUCGCCGUGUACGUGGCGCCCUAUGCAAUGAAUUUUAUGGCAUGUUGGUAUCUGCUGUUAUUGUUCGAAAGGCUGAUGCUGUCCACCCACAUCGUAGUAGACUUAACGACCCGGUACCACUUGGCGUCCAAAAUAACCUUGAACGUCGCCGCGUUCGUCAUCAAGCAACAUCUGUUUUGGACAAGGUCCAACUGCUUCUACAAAGCAAUGUUGUUCAUCGGCCACUUGGUUCUGGUAGCCGCGUCAGAAGCCAUGUGCUACGAAAAAUACGAAAAGACGACGAUACACGUCGCUAUGUUACUGUUGCUCUGCCUGACCACACUCAUAUUGAUGGCACCGUCAAAUACGUAUCAAAGGCUGGUGUAUACCGACUUACUCACUUGGAAACGGUUUUCACUGGUGUAUGGACUGGUAACAAGCGCGUGUCACAAUUGGCUUAAUUCUGGCAGUAGAGGCGCCGUCGAUACGUUGCUGCUGGUGCUGGUGGCGCAUGUGCAGCUAGUGUUUCUGUGCGUCACGUACUUUUCAGAUGGCCAGCAAAUAUUGCGCAACAUUGUUGGUCUGGGCACGUACAACCCGAUGGCCGAUUCUCUGGAUAUAUAUUUCACGAUGGACUCGAUAGUGUCGAGAACGGGCGCGUACAUCGAACACCGCCGUUAAUGCUAGUUAACACAAUGACACUAAUGUCUCGGCAGUGAGUUGCAUAGCACUGCUUUAAAUUCAAUGUCGUGAUGUGAAGUUACAUAUACUGGUCACACUUAAAUUUGAAUGCCACAACACUUGGUAGAAAUACAUAAUAAUAAAUAAAUAGAGAGCAUUGCAAUAUUGUUAUAAUCAGUUUGUAGUUUUACCUAGGGUACCUACUCGCUACUUCCUUAAUCAUUAUUUCUAAAUUGAAUCUUCAGUUCAUAAUUAUUUUACCUUCACAUAUAUUUUAAAUACUUAUUUAGCAUAUCUGUUCAAAUAAUUUUCAAUAUUCAGAAAUAGGUCGUAAAAAACAUUACUAUCAUUUUAAGUUUAGGUAGUUAAAUAUAAUUUUUUUCAGUUUCAUUUUAUUUCUUCUAGUGUAACCCUCUUCUUCAAAAUUAUUGAAAAAUAUCUGUAUAAAUAAAUUAUGUAUUUACCUAUCUUUAUAUUUAAAUGGACGAUUUUAAGACGACCUAUAUUGUGAGAUUUUAAUUAUUUUAAAUACAUUUACAAUUAUAGUUUGGAAACACCUAUUUAUCAUUGUAAAUCAUGAAAGUUUUAAUAAAUUUGCCAAGGUAAGUUACCUUGAACAAUUUUAAACUUUCAACAAAUUUCUAAAUUAUAUUAUCAUGGAAAUGAAUGUACACAAUAACCAAACUAACUCUACAAUAAUAUCAUUUACAUUGACAACUUACUCCGAAGAGUUUUGAAUGAUCGAUAACAUUCACCACAAACGCUGUUAAAUUCCAUCGCUUAUUUUCUAGGAGGCUGCUUUUAUUUUAUUUAAAUUUACAUCUGUUUCUUUGUAUUCAAUCGUUGAUGCAUAUUUUUUAACCUGAGCGAGAAGAGUUUUCUCUUCUUUUGGGAAAAAUUAAUAACUCUUUUUA
Acyrthosiphon pisum (pea aphid) is the source of this 1796-nucleotide messenger RNA. RefSeq lists its product as uncharacterized. NCBI's taxonomy places the organism in Eukaryota, Metazoa, Arthropoda, Insecta, Hemiptera, Aphididae. The record is from RefSeq and is a predicted model, not a curated record. The transcript is spliced from 2 exons. Bases 58 to 882 code for a protein of 274 amino acids.